CUACUUCCUGAAAGCUCUCAACUGGGCCUGCAAGGAGGGAGCACGAGGCUGGCGCCGGGCGGGCCCUGAGUCAUGUGAAACUCUGGAGGAAACGUCUCAACAGGAUCGUCAUAUGACACACACCGCAGCCCCAUCCUGAGCCCAGAACCGUCAGCCAUGACAGGAAACGCCACGCCGGUGGCCAGCCCUCUGCCAGGGGCCCUGUCGACUGGCAUAUCUUCCCAGAACUGCACGUCGAAGGUGCCCUUCAACGACAGCAGGGUGUUCCUGGUGACUGUGUACAGCACCGUGUGCAUGCUGGGCCUGCCAGCCAACUGCCUGACGGCCUGGCUGACGCUGUUGCAGGCGCGCCAGGGCCACGUGCUGGCCGUCUACCUCUUCUGCCUGGCGCUGUGCGAGCUGCUGUACAUCAGCACCCUGCCGCUCUGGGUCGUCUACAUCCAGAACGGGCACCGCUGGCUCCUGGGCCCAUGGGCCUGCAAGGUGACCGCCUACGUCUUUUUCUGCAACCUCUACGUCAGCAUCCUCUUCCUGUGCUGCAUCUCCUGCGACCGCUUCCUGGCAGUGGUGUACGCGCUGGAGACGCGAGGCCGCCGCCACCAGAAGACCGCCAUCCUCGUCUCCGUGUCUGUCUUCGUUCUCGUGGGGCUCGUCCACUACCCGGUGUUUCAGAUGGAGGAGAAGGGAACCUGCUUUGAGAAGCUGCCGAUGGACCGCGAGAUCGCCGGGUACUACUACACGCGCUUCGCCGUGGGCUUCGCCAUCCCUCUGUCCGUCAUCGCCUUCACCAACGAGCGCAUCUGCAGGAGCAUCAAGAUGAGCGCCGGCCUGAGCGCCGCCCAGAAGGCCAAGGUGAAGCGCCUGGCCGUCGCGGUCGUGGCCAUCUUCCUGCUCUGCUUCACUCCCUACCACCUGGUGCUCCUGGCCAAAGCCAUAGCCUUUUCCUACUACAAAGGAGACACGGGCCUUGUGUACGCCUUCGAAAUCAAACUGUACACGGUCUCCGUGGUGUCCCUGAGCCUGGCCACGGUGAACAGCGUGGCUGACCCCAUCAUAUACGUGCUGGCCACAGAAGCUUCACGCCAAGAAGUGUCCAGAAUCCACAAGGGGUGGAAGAAGUGGUCCAUGAAGACAGACGUCGCCAAGCUCACGCAUUCGAAGGAUUCUCAGGAGGCACAAUCGCCCACAUAGCUCACCAACGGCUACGCCUUCCCCAAGCCUGUCCGCCCACCGGGGCCACCGCCGGGCGCGCGGCCUCGCCACGCACCCUGGAGGGCCUGACCGAGGCGUCCUGCUGAACCCAGCGUGGGAGUCCAGGGCCGAUCGCUCGGCUUCCCACGGGGCCUGCCCGCCAGCGUCCACAGCGCUGGCUGUGGAGCCCCCUCUGGACGACACGCCACAGAUUUCUCGUUCCUGGAGCUUCUGCCCCUUGUGGGUCCCAGCCCCGCAGCCUUUUCCACCAGGAGCAGAAGCCCCACAAGGGAGGUGGCAGCACGCCGAGGGUAAGGGCGAGUCUGCCAGCUGCAAGGGGAGCCCGUGGCGGGUGGGAGGGCUUGUUCUGGCUGGCGCUCUCGGCUAUUAGCGCACCGCAGGGUCGCAGGCAGAGGCCGUGUGGCCACGUGGUGCUGCCGGCAGCUGGCACAGGCCCUGCGUGCGGUAGGUGCCUGUCAGCGUCCGCGUGAUGGCUUUAUUUCCCGCGCUUUUCUGCAAGCGUUGCUUGGAUGACUGUGACAGUACAUGGCGGGGCCAGAUUGUCAGUGCAAACCGUGCCCCUCCUGAGGCGGCUGCUCACGGGGCUGUGGCUGGGGCCUCUCUGUGCUGCAGACCCUGAGGGGAGCCGGGGGGCGGGGCGCACCCACAUGGCCUCCGGAGGGAGCCCCAGUGCUCGUGGCAGGAAUGCCCAUCAGCCGGGAGGGCCGGGGGGCACCCCAGGCAGGGUGACACUCCGCCAACGGGCUCCGAGGACGGUGGUAAGUCCUCCGCACCGAGGCUUCCCAGCUCCGCUGUCGGGGAGAGGCCGCCGAGGGCCAGGCCAGGUCACAGCGCUACCUCCGUCCCCCAUCCGUGACAGGGGCCAGUGACACCUACCUCAGCGGGUCGGCAUUGGGGGCUGACCACACCCACCGCUUACGUUCACAUUUCCCUAAGGCAGCGGUGAUGGACGUGCUUCAUUGUGAGAGACCCUGAGUGGAUAUGUGAUUUAGAAAAUACGUUUAGAAAUAAAAAUGCAAGAAUA
This is a messenger RNA of Aethalodelphis obliquidens (Pacific white-sided dolphin), 2236 nucleotides long. RefSeq names its product G protein-coupled receptor 132 (gene GPR132). Gene Ontology annotation, cellular component: membrane. NCBI's taxonomy places the organism in Eukaryota, Metazoa, Chordata, Mammalia, Artiodactyla, Delphinidae. The transcript has 3 exons. Gene Ontology annotation, biological process: G protein-coupled receptor signaling pathway; negative regulation of G2/M transition of mitotic cell cycle; G1/S transition of mitotic cell cycle. The record is from RefSeq and is a predicted model, not a curated record. The coding region runs from base 157 to 1191 and encodes 344 amino acids. Gene Ontology annotation, molecular function: G protein-coupled receptor activity.